Molecule: messenger RNA, 1209 nt
Organism: Brettanomyces bruxellensis
Lineage: Eukaryota; Fungi; Ascomycota; Pichiomycetes; Pichiales; Pichiaceae
Exons: 1
Coding region: 1-1209 (402 amino acids)
Source: RefSeq, a predicted model, not a curated record
AUGGACUCAUUCGACAACAUCCCAUUUCCCAAAAACAACAUCUUGUAUAAUGCUGACAUUUCUGUUAAUCUUCGAGACACGCGUCUGGCAAUUGCUCCAGGCAAUCUUAUGAAUGCUUCGAACUUGAUGUACGACUACUUGGAACAAAUAUGCUCAUUUGUGUACAAACAAAGCGGGUCCGAGCUCAAUUCACUUUCUGAGCUUGUCGAGAAUGCCAAAACUGUUCUUUUAGUGAAUGAUGAGAAAUCAAAAGCCUGCCCUUGGUCCGAUUACCCGAUUCCUCAAAGUUCAUCCUCAUGGAGUCUAUACGAUGAAUUGUGCACGCUAAUCGUUUCAUCCGGGUUGAUUUACCAUCAGAUAGCACUUAAUACGAUUUCUAAAGAGGGCGAUAGUCGGAUCGGCGACCUGGUAUGGAAGAAGGCGGUGAAUUGCUUGCAACAGUCCUCAUCUCUUACUCAGGCAUUCAAGCCAUACAUUACAGCUGCUCCUCACUCAGACAACAUUCUUUACGUUGAGCACUUGAAUUCCAUACUGCUGCAAAUAACUGUGGUGAUGAGAAAUAUCGAAACGCAGUACGAGAAUUUGAACACAGACGAUGAUAUUUUGCAAAGUGCAUCCCGUUCCAAUGCGAUAUUCAUCCGUAUACUGGUUUUCAUCUAUAACGAGGCUGUGAAGCUCGAGAGCUCAUCGAGCCCAAUGCAUUGGGAGAUGCCGUAUGGAUGCUACAAGAAAUUUUUGGAGGUUCUCUUGUGCUACUACUCGGCGCUUAACGAAUACGGGCAGAACAAGAUGGGUGUUGCAUUGGCGCUUACGGAGUAUGGAAUACUUGCAGCAUCUGAGCAAAGCAAGACAAAGGCAAGGCUUGGCAUACGAAGUAGGAAGGUACUUUCUGGUUCGAAAAUUCGAGAGUCGAAACUGUGGCGAGAUGAAGUGAUACUCAGGAAGAAUUUUAAGAGGCAUCUACCGGGUGCUUUACAACGGACUCUCACUGAAACAGUUAAGCUUUUGAGAGUAAUGUAUGUGCGAUUUGAGAAGAUGAACACGACUCUUAACUUCGAUGAAGUGCCGAAGAUGGAGGAAAUUGAGGAGAAGCAUCUUUUUUCUUCGGAUAGUCUACCAGGAGGGAUGGCAGUUCCGGUUUCCAAGACAAAGCAGUUCCGGCCCACGUGUCUUGGUGGGAAGGAGUUUAGUGAGAGGAAAUAUUAUUGA